AUGAGCAGUGCCAGUAACUCACUGGCACGGGAAUUCUUGACAGAUGUCAACAGACUGUGCAAUGCAGUGGUACAGAGGGCAGAGGCCAAGGAAGAUGAAGAAGAAGAAAGUCAUAUGGCAGCACUGGGACAAUACUUAGUUCAAGGCCGUGGGUUUAUUUUGCUUACCACACUGAACUCAACUAUUGAUCAGGAGCUGACAUGUCGGGAAGAACUUCUGACCCUCCUCCUGUCACUUCUGCCAUUGGUGUGGAAAAUCCCUGUUCAAGAAGAAAAAGCAAUACAUUUUAAUAUACCCUUUAUGGUAGACAUAUGCCUGACCAAAGAGAACAAUUCAAGUUCUGUGAAAUCUACUCAGGAAAAACUGGGGUUAGAUGGAAGCACUCGUUCAUCUCUUCAGGCUUCUGUAAAAUUAAAUCCCCGGUCUCGAAAAAGUGGACGUCUGCGUAAAACCACCCAUCGUUAUUCCGUGAGAGAUGCAAGAAGAUCUCAGCUGUCCACUUCAGAUUCAGAAGGCAAUUCUGAUGACAAGACUACUGUAACAACAAAACACAGACGCUCCCAGUUACUGCAACCUUUUUUAACAUAUCCAGUUAGGGACAGCUACCUUGUAGGUAGAAGUGAUUGCCUACCUGGGGAAGUGGUACCAAAUUCUAAUCCUGAUGCUCCUAAUCUAGAAAAUUCCAGCCAAAUUAUUCCAGUACAUGAGCUAAACCCAGAAAUUUUGAAUGAGCCAGCUGCAGGAAUUGCUGAGAGCAACAUGGAUAACUCUCCUUUUGAUUUAUGCCAUGUCUUAUUGUCACUUCUAGAGAAAGUGUGCAAAUUUGAUAUUACUUUGAAUCACAGUUCUGCUCUUUCAGCUAGUGUGGUGCCCACAUUGACUGAGUUCUUAUCAGGAUUUGGAGGCUGUUGCAAUGUAAGUAGUAACACAGAAAAUGAAGUUUCUGCGGGGUGGACAGAAGAACCUGUGGCUCUGAUCCAAAGGAUGCUCUUUCGAACAGUGCUGCAUCUUAUGUCUUUAGACAUUAACAAUACAGAAACAAUGCCUGACAAUUUACGAAGAAAUUUAAUAGACUUACUUAAAGCAGCAUUAAAAAUCAGAAUUUGCUUGGAAAAGCAACCUGAUCCUUUUGCUCCAACAUGCAAGAAAACACUAGAGCAGCCAGUUCAGGAUGAAUUAGUAUUUUCUAGAUAUCAUCACAGAGCCUUGCUUCUACCUGAGGUUAUAGAAGGAAUCUUGCAGGUUUUGAUCUGCUGCCUACAAAGUGCAGCCUCCAAUCCAUUCUACUUUAGCCAAGCUAUAGAUCUGGUUCAUGAGUUCAUACAGCAUCAGGGAUUUAAGCUAUUUGAAGUAACAGUGCUUCAAAUGGAAUGGCUGUGUAUGAAGAACGAAGGAAUAACUGGGGAAGCCUCAGAUCAUCUGAAAGCCCUGAUCAACAGCAUCAUGAAAAUAAUCAGCACUGUCAAAAAAGUGAAAUCAGAGCAGCUUCAUCAAUCAAUGUGUACAAGAAAGCGGCACAGACGGUGUGAGUACUCCCACUUCAUGCAUCACCACAGAGAUCUCUCUGGGCUCUCUGUAUCUGCUUUUAAAAACCAAGCUUCCAAAAACCCCUUUGAAACUGCUGAUGGAGAAAUUAAUUAUCCUGACAGAUGCUGUUGCAUUGCUGUUUGUGCCCACCAGUGUUUGCACUUGUUGCAACGAGUUUCUUUGAGCAGUACUUGUGUUCAGAUUCUCUCGGGUGUACAUAAUGUAGGAAUAUGUUGUUGUAUGGAUCCAAAGUCUGUGAUCGUCCCAUUGCUUCAUGCUUCCAAGUUACCAAUAUUAAAAAACUUUCAACAGCACAUACUGAACAUCCUUAACAAGUUUAUAUUGGAUCAGCUGGGUGGAGCAGAAGUUUCUCCAAAAAUUAUACAGGCAUCAUGCAAUAUAUGUACUGUUGACUCUGAUCAACUUGCUCAGCUGGAAGAUGCCUUGCAAGGCAACUCUAGUGAUGCUGGUCUUGCAUCUAGUUCCUCUUGCAGAGUUCAGGGAAUUCUGCCCAGCAGUGGAUCUGAAGAUACGUUCUUAAGAUGGGAUGCAUUGGAGGCUUAUCAGGACAUAGUUUUUGAAGAAGACAAAUUACGCGGCAUGCAGAUUGCAAGCCAUAUUUGCCACUUAAUUCAAAAGGGAAAUGCAGUGGUCCAGUGGAAACUAUAUAACUGCAUUUAUAAUCCUGUGCUUCAGAGAGGAGUUGAGCUAGCUUGCCAUGCUCAACAACUUGGACUAACUACAGCUGAUAAACACAUAUGCAGUUGCCAUAGCCAGUGUUUGCCUUCUGAAGUACUUCAGAUUUAUUUGCAGACGCUCCCUGUGUUGCUUAAAUCGAGGGUAAUUAGAGACUUGUUUCUGAGUUGUAAUGGAGUGAAUCAAAUGACUGAGUUAAAUUACUUAGAUACUUUAAGAAGCCAUUCUCUGAAAGUGUUAGAGACUUUGAUACUCUGCCUUGGUGACCAGCAGAAAGAUCAAGCAAUGCUAGAACUGGAAGGCCUGAAGAGUGAACAAAAGGAGUCUACGUCUGACUUGCCUGCUUCUCUUUGUGGCCAGCAUACUGUUUCAGAAGUUCCUCAAAGCCUGAGCAAGUUUUAUGCUGGCUUGAAAGAGGCUUACCCUAAAAAGAAAAAGUUUGUGAGCCAAGACAUUCACAUCAACACAAUAAACCUCUUUCUCUGUGUUGCUUUUUUAUGUGUAAGUAAAGAAGCAAAUGGUGAUCUGGAUUCAGCUAAUGACUCUGAAGAUACAUCAGGGUAUGAUAGUACAGCUAGUGAGCCAUUAGGCCACAAAUUACCGUAUCUGUCACUGGAAAGCCUUACUUUGCCCUCUCUGGAACAUAUUCACAGGGCUGCGGAUAUUUGGUCCAUGUGUCGUUGCAUAUAUUUGUAUAGUUCAGUUUUCCAGAGGCAGUUCCAUAGACUUGGAGGCUUUGAAGCGUGCCAUAGAUUACUAAUACUGAUAAUACAGAAACUUGCAAAAAAUAAGGAAAAGGAGCAAGAAAAGAGGGAGAGAGUAUUGGGUGAAAGCAGCAGAAGUUCACAUGGGAGUCCUCACGAGCUUCUCAACAAGGAUGAUUCUGUUCAGUUGGCUAAAAGCAGAGACGUGACACAAUUGGAGCUCGAUCGCUCCGACAGUCUUUCUGGUGCCGAACAGCUGGUGCCUGAACGAGUCUCCUGUGACAGCUCUUUGAGUAGGGAACACACUUCAGAUACUUCAGUUGCCAAUCUUGAAGGAAUAAAGACUUCUGUAAGAGAAGAGACUGAGUGGGCACUUGAAGGUAUCAGACUUCUAGAAGCUCUGCUGACAAUCUGUCUACACAGUGUAAAUACCAUGCAGAAGACGGAAGUGGAGAUGUGUCACCAGAAUACCUGUGUCGAUGAUAUCUUACUUCAAAUAAGAGAGCAGCUUGCUCAGUCAAAAGUGGUAGAAACUGACUUGGCAAAGCCUCUGUUUGAUUCACUGCUUCAUGUUGCAUUGGGCACUUUUUCUGCUGACUUGGAUCAUUCUGAAGAAAAAAUUGAAAAGACCCAUUACACUGAAAAGGAGCCUGUGUCACAACCUGGAGAUAUUUCUGAAGAAACUGAAGAAUCACAGUGCUGUAGUCUUAAACUUUUUGCUGAAGAGGAAGGAUAUGAAGCAGAUAGUGAAAGUAACCCUGAUGAUAAUGAAGCCAAGAAUGAAGGAGCAGACACAAAGGCAGAACUAGGAUGUAUGGGUCCUUCAGCUUAUUUUAAUGACUCAUCUGAAAACGUCAGUCAAGGAGAAUUAAUGUAUCCUGAAAUCUGCAUGUUAGAAUUAAACUUGCUCUCAGCUGGUAACGCAAGUUUAGAUGUGCUUUCUCAUGUAUUCCAAAGCUGCCUGAAAAUCAUCAGCCAGAAGGAGAGAAAUGCCACUGUACUUAUAGAACAGGGAGCUGUUAAACAUCUUUUGGGAGGAUUUCUGAACAUAUUGACACAAACAGAGUCGAGUUUUCAUGCAUGUCAGGUGGUGCUGGUAGACCUGUUAGUUUCCUUGAUGAGUUCACAGACAUGUUCAGAAGAGCUAACUCUUCUUCUGAGGGUAUUUUUGGAGAAGACACCUUGUACGGAGAUACUAUUGAAGGGUGUACUGAAGAUUAUAGAAAAUAAUAUCUAUAUGAACCCAUUACAGUACCUUGCCUUCCCUCUGCUACAUGGCACAAAUUUAAGUAGUAGUUCUUCACAAAAAUCUGCUAGCAGUUCCAACAGCAAAACUGCUGGACUAUUAAAAAGAGCAAAAUUUUCACAGAGUAAGAAAGAGGCAGAUGGUGAAAACUUGAGUCACCAGCUGCUUUCUUCUUGGCAUGUAGCCCCAAUCCACUUGCCUUUAGUUGGACAAAACUGUUGGCCACACAUGUCUGAAGGCUUUAGUGUCUCACUGUGGUUUCAUCUGGAAUAUGCUCAUGAAAUAGAAAACUCAACAGAAAAGGGGAAAAAAAUCAAAAGAAGAAGCAGACUGGUAGCUGUAAGAGAGAACAGCUUUGACAGCACAGAAGAAACAAAGUCUAUAGGAAUGGAAUACCUAAGCCUGGGAGAUAAACUUGUUGAAGAUGGCUGUAUUCAUAUAAUUUCACUGGGUUCCAAAGCAUUGAUGAUACAAGUCUGGGCAGACUUGAACACUGGAGCAUUCGUAUUUCGUAUGUGCAUGGAUCCAAAUGAUGAGAUGAAAGCUGGUCUGCUGGCACAGGCUGAAUCUCCAGAGAAUGUUUUCCUUGUGGGCGGGUGGCAGCAUUUGGCAAUAACAUAUCUGCAGCAGCCAGAAGGCAAGAAAAAUAUCCAUGGGAGGCUAUUGCUGUGGGUUUCUGGUCAGAGGAAAUGUGAAAUUAAUUUGGAUUAUGCACUACCAAGGAAAUCAAGCUUAUCAUCUGACAGUAAUAAAACAUUUUGUAUGAUUGGCCAUUGUACAUCGUCUCAAGAAGAAUUGCUUCGAUUGUCGGGUAGAUGGGAUCUUGGAAAUCUGCUUCUAUUUAAUGGUGCAAAGAUUGGACCAGAGGAAGCAUUUUACUUAUACACGUGUGGGCCAGACUUCACAUCUGUAAUGCCUUGUAAAUAUGGCAAAACAUCGACUGAUUGCUCUAAGUACAUAAGUAAAGAGAUUCUACAAUGUGAACAAAUUAAGGAGCUCUUCAUGGCAAAAAAGGAAGUGGAUGUUGGGCCUUUAAUUGAGAGUCUUGCUGUUGUUUAUACCACAUGGUGCCCCGGUCAGUACACCAUAUAUGAACCUGUUAUUAGACUGAAAGGUCAAGUGAAAACUGUACCUUCUCAGAGACCUUUCAGUUCAAAAGAAGUUCAGAGCAAUGUAUUGGACUCUCAUCACCUGAAAACACUUCAACCUGUUGAAUAUAAGACUCUUCAGGGUAUACUACAUGAAAUUGGAGGAACUGGUGCAUUUGUUUUCCUCUUUGCUAGGGUUGUAGAGAUUAGCAGCUGUGAAGACACUCAAGCUUUAGCACUACAACUUAUACUAUCUUUAACAAAAUACAAUCAGCAGAGAAUACAGGAGAUGGACAAUUGUAAUGGUUAUUCUAUGAUUCAUCGAGUGUUGAUCAAACCAAAAUGCAUUGUUGGAUUUUGCAUGCUGAAGACUCUCCUUGAAGGAUGCUGCAGUGAUGAGAUUCUCUGUAUAAAUGAAAAUGGGCAAUUAAUGCUUGACACAGAUUCUACUGCAGUUAUCCAAGAUGUUCAAUUGCUAGAAAAGCUACUGCUUGACUGGAAGAUAUGGUCUAAAGCAAAGCAAGGUGUCUGGGAAACUCUGUUAGCAGCUCUAGAAAUCCUUAUCAGAGCUAACCAUCACCAACAGAUGUUUAACAUUAAACAGCUAUUGAAAGCUCAAGUGGUGCAUCACUUCCUGUUAACUUGCCAGGUUCUGCAGGAGCAUAAAGAAGGGCACCUUGCAUCCCUGCCUCGGGAAGUUUGCAGGUCAUUUGUGAAAAUAAUUGAAGAAGUACUUGGAUCUCCCCCAGACCUCGAAUUGCUGACACUGGUCUUCAAUUUCCUCUUAGCAGUUCACCCUCCCACUAAUACAUACGUUUGUCACAAUCCUACCAACUUCUACUUUUCCCUGCACAUAGAUGGCAAAAUUUUUCAGGAAAAAGUUGAAUCACUUAUGUUCCUGAGAAAUUCCAGCAGUGGUGGGAAGUCAAUAGACAGUUCUGCAUUUGUGAUUACAACUCCAACUGGAUUUACAGCUUUACCACUGGGAGGGAACACUUCCAAGGCUAGUGUACAGCAGAAGACAAGCUCUCAGGUACCUAAAAGGCUUUGCAAAAGUUUACCAGCAUCUCCUACUUCCUCACCUCAAGUUCAUCGAAAAAGACUAACUGAAAGAAUGGGAAGGAGCAUCGAUGACCUGCAGAUUAUUGGCAAGCAUGACUACAUUGAUCUCCAGAGUAAAACUGAUUUUGUAGGAAGCUCUGAAACCGUAAAGAGAGUACAAGAAGAACUCUUUCUUAGCAGUUGUGAGUCUGCAAAAACAGUUUGUGACUCAGAGUUAACAUCUGCCGAAACAUUUGAAGAUCUUGCAAAAGAAGAAGAGCUACCUGAAAAUGCAUUUGAGAGUAAAGAAGCAGAUACAGACCUGAAAUGUAAUGAAGGUGGUGGUGCUGCAGCUGAGCUGUCGCUACGUCGUCCAGACAAUCUGAAAGGACUGCCUUCAUUUCAGAAGAGUCAGAGUAAUUUUGCAGGGUUGGGCUUAGCAUUUUCCGUUCAUGGAGGAUCAUCGGCCAUUGCUCGCUGGCCAAGCUUUGCUGACAAGAAGGUACUUCCUGAAGACUGGGAGAAAAUAGCUUACAAUUAUGCAUUUUUUUAAUGUUUCCAGUUGUAGACAAACUGUGGUAAAACAUACUCCUAUGUUUUCAGGUGUACAGAAGACUGUCUUGUGCUUAUCUGUUGUGGAUUAUAUGACCUCUUGCGUGGAGUUCUCUUAAUCUUACCAGAUAUCAUGCUAGAAGAUGUGAUGGACAAACUUAUCCAACCUGACUAUCUUAUAGUUCUUGUGAACCACCCAUCUCCUCUCAUACAACAAGGAGUCAUUAAAUUGUUGGAUGCAUAUUUCAACAGAGCAAGGAGGGAGCAGAAGGAGAAAUUCUUAAAGAAUCGUGGCUUCUCCUUGCUAGCCAACCAGUUGUACCUUCACCAGGGGACUCAGGAAGUUGUAGAGUGCUUUUUGGAAAUGCUCUUUGGCCGAUCUGUUGGAUUGGAUGAAGAAUUUGAUCUUGAAGAUGUCAAGAAUGUUGGACUCUUUCAAAAAUGGUGUAUCAUUCCUGUUCUGGGUCUUAUAGAGAACUCUCUGUACGAUAAUGUUCUGCUGCAUAACUGCUUCUGUCUCUUGCUGCAAAUCAUAAAUUCCUGCUCAAAAGUUGCAGACCUGCUGCUUGAUAAUGGUUUGCUGUACGUGUUGUGUAAUACACUGGCUGCUCUCAAUGGACUGGAAACAAACAUUCCCUUGAACGAUUACAAAUUACUUGCAUGCGAUAUACAACAGCUGCUGGUAGCAGUUGCAAUUCAUGCGUGCAGCUCCUCAGGUUCUCAGUAUUUUCGUGUUAUUGAAGACCUCAUUGUGCUGCUGGGUCAUCUUCAAAAUAGUAAAAAUGCAAAGAUGCAAAACAUGGCAGUUGUUCUGCAGUUAAGAGUUCUUCAAGCAGCUAUUGAAUCAAUAAAAACUACAGCAAACCAAGAUGCUCAAGAGCAGGCCGGUUCACUCCCAUCACCAUCUGCCCCACAUCAUGCGAUGUUUCAGAAGCGUAAAGGCAUUGCUGGCUCCAGAAAGUUUUCACUUGCUCAGUCUGAUGCUCUGCUGAUGAAAAUGCGUUCACUAGCCAGUGAGGAAUUCAACAUGAUGAUGCAGCGGAGAAUGAGCCAAGAAAAUCCUAUCCAAGCCACUGAGACUGAGUUUGUACAAAGGUUACAGAGGCUAACUGUUCUAGCUGUUAACAGGCUCAUUUAUUUAGCAUCUACUGAAGAGUGCCUUGAUAUACUGGGUAUAACAGAAACCACAAGUCAAAGCAGGCUUUCGGCAUCCCAGCUGGAAGUUCCUGAAGAGGAAAGCCAGCAAGAACUGCCUAGCAGAACAAAUCCUUUUCUUAAAGAAAUGAUCAAAAUGUUGGUGGAAGGAAUCAAAGUAUCCCUUGGCACCAGCAGAAUGAACACACCGAAGCAGCAGUGGAAGAGAAUCCUCUUGUCAUGUAAGGACACGUUCCGUACGCAACUUGGGAGGCUUCUUGUGCACAACUUGUCUCCAACAAGGCCACUGCAAGAGAGAAAGCAGGCUUUGGAGAUGGUACAUGAAGUAAACCAUCAAGAGAUAAUGCGUGACUGUCUUAGCACAACUUUGCAACAUGGACCUAAAUUAGUGCUCUAUUUAUACGAAUUAAUGUACAAUCACAGUGAUGAAAUGACCAAAGAACAACAAAAAGCAGCAGGAGACUUUGUGAAUACAUUAAAAUGUUGUGGCUAUAAAUGCAUUCCCCUGAGCCCACGACCAAAACCAGAUCUAAUAAAAGCUUUGAAAGAGGAUCAGAAGAAAUAUGAGAUGGAAGAAGGUGUAAACAAAGCUGCUUGGGAGAAGACAAUGGCUAAUAAUCGGCAAAAUCUCUUUCAACGUCUGGAUACAAAAUCUAAAGACAUUUCUAAAAUAGCUGGAGACAUCACACAAGCUGUGUCUCUGUCACAAGGAAUGGAAAGAAAGAAAGUAAUCCAGCACAUCAGGGGCAUGUACAAGGCGGAGCUUAGUGCCAGCAGACAUUGGCAGGAACUUGUUCAGCAGCUUACCCAUGAUCGAGCACUCUGGUAUGACCCAGUCUAUUACCCAACUUCUUGGCAACUGGAUCCAACAGAGGGCCCAAACAGAGAAAGGCGCCGCUUGCAGAGGUGCUAUCUAACUAUUCCAAACAAGUACCUUCUCCCAGAUAGGCAGAAACAGGAAGGUGUGAUAAAAACUCCGUUAUCUUAUUUAUUUGAAGACAAAACGCAUUCUUCUCAUUCUUCUACUGUAAAGGACAAAGCUGCAAGUGAACAUAUAAGAGUGAAUCGAAGAUGUAUAAGCGUAGCACCUUCUAGAGAGACUGCUGGUGAACUGUUGCUAGGAAAAUGUGGCAUGUAUUUUGUUGAAGACAAUGCUUCAGACACAAUUGAAAAUUCGAGUUUUCAUGGAGAAACUGAACCAGCGUCAUUUUCUUGGACCUAUGAGGAAAUUAAGGAAGUUCAUAAGCGCUGGUGGCAGUUAAGAGACAAUGCUGUGGAAAUAUUUCUAACAAAUGGCAGAACUUUGCUCUUGGCUUUUGAUAAUACAAAGGUCCGUGAUGAUGUGUACCACAACAUCUUAACUAACAAUUUGCCUAACCUUUUGGAAUAUGGAAACAUUACUGCCUUGACCCACCUGUGGUGCACAGGACAGAUUACUAACUUUGAAUAUCUGACUCAUUUAAACAAACAUGCGGGCCGUUCCUUCAAUGAUCUCAUGCAAUAUCCAGUAUUUCCUUUUAUACUUUCUGACUACACCAAUGAAACGCUGGACCUAAAUGAUCCAUCGGUAUAUAGAAAUCUGGUCAAACCGAUAGCUGUGCAGUCUAAAGAAAAAGAGGAUCGUUAUGUGGAUACUUAUAAGUAUUUGGAAGAAGAGUACCGUAAAGGAGCACGAGAGGAUGAUCCAAUGCCUCCUGUACAACCAUAUCACUAUGGAUCUCAUUAUUCCAACAGUGGAACUGUGCUUCAUUUCCUAGUUAGACUGCCACCUUUUACUAAAAUGUUUUUAGCCUAUCAAGAUCAAAGUUUUGACAUCCCAGACAGAACUUUUCACUCUACCAAUACAACCUGGCGACUCUCUUCAUAUGAAUCAAUGACUGACGUAAAGGAGCUUAUCCCAGAAUUUUUCUACCUUCCCGACUUUCUAGUUAACAGAGAAGGUUUUGAUUUUGGAGUACGUCAAAACGGUGACAGAGUUAACCAUGUCAAUCUUCCACCCUGGGCUCGUAAUGAUCCUCGUCUAUUCAUCUUAAUUCAUCGUCAGGCUUUGGAGUCUGACCAUGUUUCCCAGACAAUCUGUCAUUGGAUUGACUUGGUGUUUGGUUAUAAGCAAAAAGGCAAGGCCUCUGUUCAGGCUAUUAAUGUCUUUCAUCCUGCAACCUAUUUUGGGAUGGAUGUUUCUGCUGUUGAGGAUCCUGUUCAGAGAAGAGCCCUUGAAACAAUGAUAAAAACAUAUGGGCAAACACCUCGCCAGCUGUUCCACGCAGCACAUGUUAACAGACCUGGAUCCAGGCUUAUCAUGGAGGGAGAACUUCCUGCUGCCAUGGGAUUACUAGUGCAGUUUGCUUUCAGAGAAACCAGAGAACACACUAAAGAAAUAAUAUAUCCAAGUCCCUUGCCAUGGAUAAAAGGCUUGAAGUGGGGAGAAUACGUUGGUUCCCCAAGUGCUCCAGAUCCUGUUGUCUGCUUUAGCCAGCCACAUGGAGAAAGGUUUGGCGCUCUCCAGGCUUUGCCAACUAAAGCUAUCUGUGGUUUGUCCCGCAAGUUUUGCCUUUUGAUGAUAUAUAGCAAGGAGCAAGGUGUGAGAAGCAUGCACAGUACUGAUAUUCAGUGGUCAGCUAUCCUGAGCUGGGGAUAUGCCGAUAACAUUUUACGACUGAAAAGCAAGCAAAGUGAACCUCCAGUAAACUUUAUACAGAGUUCACAGUUCCAUCAGGUGACAAGUUGUGCUUGGGUGCCAGACAGUUGUCAGCUGUUCACAGGUAGUAAAUCUGGUGUCAUCACAGCAUACAUGAACAGAUUCACUAGCAAUACGCCUUCAGAGAUAGAAAUGGAGUCUCAAGUCCACCUGUAUGGUCACACAGCAGAAAUAACAAGCUUGUUUGUGUGCAAACCAUACAGUAUAAUGAUAAGCGUCAGCAAAGAUGGAACCUGCAUCAUAUGGGAUUUGAACAGGCUGUGCUAUGUCCAGAGUCUGGCUGGACACAAGAGUCCUGUGACUGCAGUUUCAGCUAGCGAAACAACUGGUGAUAUUGCAACAGUCUGUGAUUCAGUUGGAGGGGGUAGUGAUUUGAGACUCUGGACAGUUAAUGGUGAUCUCGUGGGACAUGUACACUGCAGGGAAAGUAUUUGCUCUGUUGCUUUCUCUAACCAGCCAGAAGGAGUGUCUGUCAACGUGAUUGCAGGGGGGCUUGAAAAUGGAGUUGUAAGACUGUGGAGUACGUGGGACUUGAAGCCAGUACGAGAAAUAACAUUUUCAAAGUCAGCCAAACCUAUUGUAAGCCUUACGUUUUCCUGUGAUGGGCAUCACUUGUUCACAGCUAAUAGCGAUGGAAAUGUUAUAGCUUGGUGUCGCAAGGACCAGCAGCGCUUGAAGUUACCCAUGUUCUAUUCAUUCCUUAGCAGCUAUGCGGCUGGGUGAUGACUAUUUUUGCUGCUAACUCAUGCCUCUGAUGCACUUUAAAUCCAAAACAGAUCAUAGAAUCUCUUAUUUAACUGGAUUUUGAAGUAUCUUGAAUGUCUAUAGAAGGACAGAAUAGAUUUUAAAAAAGAGGAGUCUAAGGUGGUUGUAAAAUUGCAGAUGUGCAUGCACAAACCUGACGCAUAUCCAGGUCACCAGAAAGCUCUGGUCAUAUACUCCAAUACCAGCAGUGACUCAUAAAUGCUCUAACAUACAAGUCAAAAUGCUGCAAUAUAAAACAUAAUAGUAUUUUUUUAAAUCACUUCUUGGACAGAAGUAUUUAAAAAA
Phaethon lepturus (White-tailed tropicbird) is the source of this 11757-nucleotide messenger RNA. RefSeq names its product lysosomal trafficking regulator (gene LYST). Gene Ontology annotation, molecular function: protein kinase binding. NCBI's taxonomy places the organism in Eukaryota, Metazoa, Chordata, Aves, Phaethontiformes, Phaethontidae. Gene Ontology annotation, biological process: intracellular protein localization. The transcript has 51 exons. The record is from RefSeq and is a predicted model, not a curated record. Gene Ontology annotation, cellular component: cytosol; membrane.